GUUUCACCACCAUUGACAGGUUGCACCUCCUUGACUAACUACUGCACCACCACUUCCUCCAUCAUCGAUAAUCUUAAACUUUUGUCAAUAUUUUUUUUUCAUAAUCUCAUCUUUCUUUUCUAAUUUUAUGAAAUUGUGAUUUGGGUUGUUUAAUUGUUGUAUACUAUUUCAAAGCUCAAAUCUUUAGUAAUCACUAAACCAACUCUUGAAAUUUUCUUUACAUAUUCCUCCGCCGGAGCACAAGUGUUCGAUCGUGACUGUAAUCGCUACUCGAACAGCCGACUGCAUCUCUGACAGACUGCCAUACCACUUCCUUCAUUUUCGUUGAUUCAGCUAGCGAUUGUCGAGUUGCAAAUAUCUGCAUGGCUUUUAUGAAACUUUUGUGGGACAUUACCAAAAAGUGUUUCACUGUUGGCCUCAUAUCCGUGACUAUUUCUGACCGUUAUGCAUGUCUCACACCUAUUUCUGGACACUCGAUGUCUCCGACAUUUAAUCCUGUAGAUAGUAACAUUAAUGACUUCGCGUUGGUGGAGAAAUUUUGCCUCAAGAAGUACAACUUUUCACAUGGUGAUGUUAUAGUUUUCUUCUCUCCAACUAACCACAAGGAGAAACUUGUGAAGAGAAUCGUUGCUAUGCCUGGUGAUUGGCUCAGUGUGUCCAAUCCGUUUGAUACAGUGAAGAUCCCUCCUGGCCAUUGUUGGGUGGAGGGCGACAAUUCAGCUGCCAGUGCAGAUUCAAGAUCUUUUGGUCCUGUUCCUCUUGGUUUAGCCCAGGGUAGAGUAACACAUGUUUUAUGGCCGCCUCAACGAAUGAGGAAAGUAGAAAGAGUGGUUCCUCAACACAGGCUUUCAAUGUUUUCCUGACAAACCAAAUGCCUAUUUUUGUCUUCCAUUUUGUGUAUCUAAUGCAGUUAAACUGACAAUUUUGAUACCACCAGCUAGCAGUCUUUCAGUUGAUGAUAUUUGUUCUACGAACUCCGCAUUGCCGCUUUUCUUGUUAAUGAAAAACAAACUUGGACAUGUAAUUCUAGAGUUACCUAGAGCUGUUCAAAUAAGACCCGAUUCGAAAAGCUAAACCGAAAAUAUGGUUUUUAAGCUUUAUCAACCGAAGUUGUACACGAACCGGCUGGCAACCGAAAAUGGAAAAUCGAAUUCGAGAUACAACUGAUUUUAUGACGGACAUGUAACGAUUAACCGAUAUUACCCGAACCUAAUUGUGACCAAACCGAGUCAUAUCCGACUCGAAUCAUGCAUGAAAUUGACCUCAAUCCAACUAAAA
This is a messenger RNA of Amaranthus tricolor (Joseph's coat), 1278 nucleotides long. RefSeq lists its product as uncharacterized. Gene Ontology annotation, biological process: mitochondrial respiratory chain complex assembly. The record is from RefSeq and is a predicted model, not a curated record. The transcript is spliced from 5 exons. Gene Ontology annotation, molecular function: serine-type endopeptidase activity. Gene Ontology annotation, cellular component: mitochondrial inner membrane peptidase complex; membrane. The coding region runs from base 363 to 863 and encodes 166 amino acids. NCBI's taxonomy places the organism in Eukaryota, Viridiplantae, Streptophyta, Magnoliopsida, Caryophyllales, Amaranthaceae.